Messenger RNA from Hypoxylon fragiforme, 417 nucleotides. RefSeq lists its product as uncharacterized. The transcript has a single exon. Bases 94 to 336 code for a protein of 80 amino acids. The record is from RefSeq and is a predicted model, not a curated record. Lineage: Eukaryota; Fungi; Ascomycota; Sordariomycetes; Xylariales; Hypoxylaceae.
GCAAGAUCCACACGGUCAACGUCGCGGCGGACGGGCAGGGCCAGUCCGCGGGCGCGAGCAGGGGGGGGAGGGGGCGCGCGAGGAGGAGGAGGAAUGGGGUUACGGAACGGGAUGCGGCUGCGCAGUUUCUGGAGAGGACGGGUAGUGGUAGUGGUAGUGGGCGGCCAGGCAGCAGCAGCAGCAGCAGUAGCAGGACGCUCGAGGAGCGCAUGCAGCGGUACCACCAGCGGCAGCGGAUGCAGCAGGAGCAGCAGCUCAGGACCCAAUCGCUGCUCCCCGCGGCGAACCAGCCACAGCCACGACCACAACCACAACCGCAACGCCCGUUUCCGGUAGCCAAGCCCCCGAUGACGGCGGACCGGCAACGCGCGCGCUCGGAUGAUGUCACCACGGCAGCCGCGACCCGACGCCAGCGAG